AUGUCGGAGGAUAGCGACAUGGAGAAAGCUAUCAAGGAAACCUCCGUUUUGGAAGAAUAUAGUAUCAACUGGACUCAGGAGCUGGGAGCGGGAAUUAGCGGUCCAGUCAGAGUCUGUGUGAAGAAGUCUACUCAAGAACGGUUUGCACUGAAAAUCCUUCUCGAUUGUCCAAAAGCUAGAAAUGAGGUGCGUCUGCACAUGAUGUGUGCCACACACCCCAAUAUAGUUCAGAUUAUUGAAGUGUUUGCUAACAGUGUACAGUUUCCUCACGAGUCCAGUCCCAGGGCUCGACUCUUAAUUGUAAUGGAGAUGAUGGAAGGAGGCGAGCUAUUUCACAGGAUCAAGCAGCACCGGCACUUUACAGAGAAGCAAGCCAGCCAAGUAACAAAGCAGAUAGCCCUGGCUCUACAGCACUGUCACUUGCUAAACAUUGCGCACAGAGAUCUCAAGCCUGAAAAUCUGCUUUUCAAGGAUAGCUCUUUGGACGGCCCUGUGAAAUUAUGUGACUUUGGAUUUGCUAAAGUUGACCAAGGUGAUUUGAUGACACCCCAGUUUACACCUUAUUAUGUAGCACCUCAGGUACUGGAAGCACUGAGAAGGCACCAGAAGGAGAAGUCUGGCAUCAUACCUACCUCGCCAAUGCCCUACACUUACAACAAGAGCUGUGACUUGUGGUCCCUAGGGGUGAUCAUCUAUGUGAUGCUGUGUGGAUAUCCUCCUUUUUACUCCAAACACCACAGUCGGACUAUCCCAAAGGAUAUGCGGAGAAAGAUCAUGAAAGGAAGUUUCAAGUUUCCAGAAGAAGAAUGGAGCCAGAUCUCAGAGAUGGCCAAAGAUGUUGUGAGGAAGCUCCUAAAGGUCAAACCAGAGGAAAGACUCACCAUUGAGGGAGUGCUGGACCAUCCCUGGCUCAACUCGACGGAGGCUCUGGAUAAUGUGCUGCCCUCUGCUCAGCUGAUGAUGGAUAAGGCAGUGGUCGCGGGGAUCCAGCAGAACUUUUAA
This is a messenger RNA of Peromyscus eremicus (cactus mouse), 1002 nucleotides long. Its product is annotated as MAP kinase-activated protein kinase 5-like. Gene Ontology annotation, cellular component: cytoplasm; nucleus. The coding region runs from base 1 to 1002 and encodes 333 amino acids. Gene Ontology annotation, biological process: protein autophosphorylation; Ras protein signal transduction; peptidyl-serine phosphorylation. The record is from RefSeq and is a predicted model, not a curated record. Lineage: Eukaryota; Metazoa; Chordata; Mammalia; Rodentia; Cricetidae. The transcript is spliced from 2 exons. Gene Ontology annotation, molecular function: calcium/calmodulin-dependent protein kinase activity; mitogen-activated protein kinase binding; calmodulin binding.